UAAGGACAUAUCCUAGGCCAUUCCAGUUCUAAGAAAUCUAGCUAACACACCCUUCUCUAGCAAUUAGCAACCACUAGUCUAAUUGUCCCAAAAACUCACAUGUUGAAAACACCAGUAGUUCACCAGUCAACCCAGUCUGCUAAAACAUUAUUUCUAUGGCACAAACCCUUCCUCUCCGGCAACAGAACCACUUCUUUUUCCCACCGGCCAAAGCCGGAUUGCCGGAGAUCCCAGAAAAGCUUUCGUGUCAGCUUUGUUCCGGGCAACAUUAAGGCGAUAGCAACAAGUGAUAAUGAGAAGCCCAUUGGGAUUAAAGCUGUUGUUACCACCAAACCUAGUGGGGGGUUAUUGGCUGAUCUCAUCGGUCACACGCUCAGUUUGGAGCUUGUUAGCUCAGUGCUCGAUCCUAGAACGGGACUAGAGAAGAAACCAAUCAAGGUGAAUGUUAGUCGGAGCAGUGCAGAUGAACAUGAAGUGAAGUAUGAGACUGAAUUUUCAGUUGAAGAAGACUUUGGAGAAGUUGGUGCAGUCUUGGUAAGAAAUGAACACAACAAUGAGGUGUAUCUCAAGAACAUAGAGCUUGUUGGUUUCCCUAAUGGCCCUGUUCACAUCACCUGCAACUCGUAUGUUCAACCCAUGGCCGAUACCUCUGAGAAAAGGAUCUUCUUCUCCAAUAAGUCAUUCUUGCCAUUCCAAACACCAAGUGGGUUGAAGAGGCUAAGACAAGAAGAGCUUGAAAACCUACGUGGUAAUGGCCAAGGGGAGCGUAAGAGCACAGACAGGAUCUAUGAUUACGAUGUAUACAACGAUCUCGGUAAUCCUGACAGUGACGCUGAGUUGGCUCGACCUGUACUUGGUGGAAAGGAGCAUCCAUAUCCAAGGCGUUGUAGAACCGGCCGCGCACGGUGCAAGACAGAUCCAUUAUCGGAGACAAGAAGCAGCAGCAUUUAUGUGCCAAGGGAUGAAGCAUUUUCAGACGUGAAGGGUGCAACAUUCUCAGCGAAGACCAUAUACUCGGUGUUUCAUGCAGUUGUACCAGCGAUACAGACAGUAAUUGUGGAUAAAGACCUUGGAUUUCCAUACUUCACAACCAUAGAUUUAUUGUACAAUGAAGGAAUUAACCUACCCGCGCUUAGCAAAAAUGGGGUUCUCGAUAUCAUACCAAGGAUUGUCAAGUUUAUUGUUGAUGGUCAGCAAAGUAUCUUACGCUUUGAGACCCCAGAAAUGCUUGAGAGGGAUAAAUUUUCUUGGUUUAGAGACGAGGAGUUUUCUAGACAGAUUCUUGCUGGUAUCAACCCAUAUACCAUAAAGUUGGUCACGGAAUGGCCAUUGAAGAGCAAACUUGAUCCGAAAGUCUACGGCCCACCUGAAUCAGCAAUCACCAAAGAGCUGGUGGAGCGAGAGAUAGGAGGCAUCUGUACCAUUGAAGAGGCUGUGGAAAAAAAGAGGCUGUUCAUGCUAGAUUACCACGAUCUGUUGUUACCAUAUGUGAACAAAGUAAGAGCUCUAUCGCCGUCAUUCAAAACUACACUUUACGGAUCAAGGACAUUGUUCUUCCUCACCCACGAUGGCACGCUGAGGCCGCUAGCCAUUGAGCUGACUCGGCCACCAGCGGAUGGGAAGCCUCAUUGGAGGCAAGUGUUCACGCCCGAUUGGACAGCCACAGGCUGCUGGCUUUGGAGACUAGCCAAGGCUCAUGUCCUUGCUCAUGACUCUGGUGUUCACGAGCUAAUCACUCACUGGCUAAGAACUCACGCUUGUGUGGAGCCUUAUGUAAUUGCAACUAAUCGGCAACUUAGCGCAAUGCACCCUAUUUAUAGACUGUUACACCCUCAUUUACGGUACACAAUGGAGAUCAAUGCUUUGGCACGAAACUUCCUCAUCAGUGGAGCUGGGAUUAUCGAGUCAUCAUUCUCACCUGGCAAAUAUUCUAUGGAGCUUAGCUCAGCUGCCUAUGACCAGCAAUGGCGAUUCGAUUUGCAAGCACUUCCAGCAGACCUAAUUAACAGGGGAAUGGCUGUGGAGGAUCCAAGCGCUCCGCAUGGUUUGAAGCUGGCAAUUGAAGAUUACCCUUUUGCCAACGACGGUCUCCUUCUUUGGGAUGCCAUUAAACAAUGGGUUACUGAGUAUGUUAAUUUCUACUACCCAAAGGCAAGUCUAGUAGAGUCUGACGAAGAGCUCCAAGCAUGGUGGACAGAAAUAAAAACAGUUGGCCACGGUGACAAAAAGGAAGGGUGGCCGGAGCUCAAAACCCCCGAAGAUCUGAUUGGCAUUCUCACAACUAUGAUAUGGGUACCAUCUGGUCACCAUUCAGCUGUGAACUUUGGUCAAUAUGACUAUGCUGGUUACUUCCCCAAUAGGCCUUCCAUUGCUAGGCAGAACAUGCCUACCGAAGAGCCAACUGAGGAAGAAUUGAAUUUUUUCAUGGAGAAGCCUGAUGUUACUCUAUUGAUGACGUUCCCUUCGCAAGUUCAAGCCGCGAUAGUUAUGGCCAUUUUGGAUGUGUUGUCCAAUCAUUCUCCGGAGGAGGAGUAUAUUGGUGAGAAGCCUGAGGCAGCCUGGGCUGAGGAACCGGCUAUAAACGCAGCCUUUGAGAGGUUUAAUGGGGAGAUGAGGAAACUUGAAGGGAUUAUAGAUUCUAGGAACAUUGACAAGAAUUUGAGGAAUAGAAAUGGAGCUGGGGUGGUGCCAUAUGAGCUACUGAAGCCAUUUUCGGGUUCUGGAGUGACAGGGAAGGGAGUUCCUAAUAGCAUCUCAAUUUGAAGACAGUUUGUACCAGAGUUGAGAUACUAUACUUUGAAUAAAAAUGACAAUAAGGUUUCAGAUCAAUGGGGUUGACCCUUCAGUAAUGUGUUGCCAUUGCAAGAGAUGAAUCACCCGAGUCAAUGUCAUUAAUUAACAGUACAUAUAUAAUAUAUAGCCCAAUUCAGUUCA
Molecule: messenger RNA, 2934 nt
Organism: Cornus florida
Lineage: Eukaryota; Viridiplantae; Streptophyta; Magnoliopsida; Cornales; Cornaceae
Product: linoleate 13S-lipoxygenase 2-1, chloroplastic-like
Exons: 9
Coding region: 100-2763 (887 amino acids)
Biological process (GO): lipid oxidation
Molecular function (GO): metal ion binding; protein binding; oxidoreductase activity, acting on single donors with incorporation of molecular oxygen, incorporation of two atoms of oxygen
Source: RefSeq, a predicted model, not a curated record